AUGGAUAGAGCGGCGCUGCGCGCGGCGGCGAUGGGGGAGAAGAAGGAGGGCCGCGGCGGGGGGGACGCGGCGGCCGCGGACGGGGGCCCCGGGGCCGCAGCCAGCCGGGCGCUGCAGCAGUGCGGCCAGCUCCAGAAGCUCAUCGACAUCUCCAUAGGCAGCCUGCGCGGGCUGCGUACCAAGUGCGCCGUGUCCAACGACCUCACCCAGCAGGAGAUCCGGACCCUGGAGGCGAAGCUGGUCCGCUACAUCUGCAAGCAGCAGCAGUGCAGGCUGAGUGUGGCUCCUGGUGAGAGGACCUCGGAGCUCAACAGCUACCCUCGCGUCAGUGACUGGCUGUGCACCUUCAAUGUGAGGCCGGCGGUGGUGCAGGAGAUCCUCAGCGAGCUCACGCUGGAUGCCCUGCUGGACAUGAACGAGGUCAAGGUGAAGGAGACGCUUCGGCGCUACGGGGCCAAUGCCGAGGAGUGUAGCCGCCUGCAGUACGCCCUUGCCUGCCUGCGGAAAGUGACAGGUCUGGGAGGAGAGCACAAAGAGGACUCGGGCUGGAGUUCAUUGGAUGCCCGGCGGGAAAGUGGCUCAGGGCCUUCCGCGGACGCCCUCUCACCGGCCAGCCUGCCUUGGCCCCCAGGGGGCACCCAGCUGGGCAGAAUGGGCGGCAGCACCCAGGGCCCACGCUCCGUGUCUGUGUCCGCUCUGCCCACCUCAGACUCCCCAAUCCCCGGCCCCUGUGAGGGCCUCUCGGACACCUGUAUCCUCCUGCACACCAGUGGCCGGCUGACCCCCCGGGCCCUGCACAGCUUCAUCACCCCUCCGACCACACCCCAGCUGCGAAGGCACACCAAGCUGAAACCGCCACGGACGCCGCCCCCGCCCAGCCGCAAGGUUUUUCAGCUGCUGCCCAGCUUCCCCACGCUCACCCGGAGCAAGUCCCAUGAGUCUCAGCUGGGGAACCGCAUUGAUGAGGUCUCCCCGAUGACGUUUGAUCUCCCACAUGGAUCCCCACAGAUGGUACGAAGGGAUAUCGGGCUGUCGGUGACUCACAGGUUCUCCACCAAGUCUUGGCUGUCCCAGGUCUGCCACGUGUGCCAGAAGAGCAUGAUGUUUGGAGUGAAAUGCAAGCAUUGCAGAUUGAAAUGUCAUAACAAGUGUACAAAGGAAGCCCCUGCCUGUAGAAUAUCCUUCCUCCCACAACCCAGGCUUCGAAGGACGGAAUCUGUCCCCUCGGAUAUCAACAACCCAGUGGACAGAGCAGCUGAGCCCCAUUUCGGAACCCUCCCCAAAGCACUGACAAAGAAGGAGCAUCCUCCGGCCGUGAACCACCUGGACUCCAGCAGCAACCCGUCCUCCACCACAUCCUCCACGCCCUCCUCGCCGGCACCCUUCCCAACAUCAUCCAAUCCAUCCAGUGCUACCACGCCCCCCAACCCCUCUCCUGGCCAACGGGACAGCAGGUUCAACUUCCCAGCUGCCUACUUCAUUCAUCAUAGACAGCAGUUUAUCUUUCCAGACAUUUCAGCAUUUCCACAGGCAGUCCCAUCCCCUGACGCGGCGGACAGCACCCGGCUCGACAACCAGCCAAAAGCGGACGUGUUGGAGGAUCGUGACGUGGAGGCCGAGGAGCCGGAGGCCGGCAAGUCAGACGCAGAGGGUGACGACGACGAGGUGGACGAUCUGCCCAGCUCCCGCCGGCCCUGGCGGGGCCCCAUCUCUCGCAAGGCCAGCCAGACCAGUGUGUACCUGCAGGAGUGGGACAUCCCUUUUGAGCAAGUGGAGCUGGGCGAGCCCAUCGGGCAGGGCCGCUGGGGCCGGGUACACCGCGGCCGCUGGCAUGGCGAGGUGGCCAUCCGCCUGCUGGAGAUGGACGGCCACAACCAGGACCACCUGAAGCUGUUCAAGAAGGAGGUGAUGAACUACCGGCAGACGAGACACGAGAACGUGGUGCUCUUCAUGGGGGCCUGCAUGAACCCGCCCCACCUGGCCAUCAUUACCAGCUUCUGCAAGGGGCGGACGUUGCACUCAUUUGUGAGGGACCCCAAGACAUCUCUGGACAUCAACAAGACCAGACAGAUUGCCCAGGAGAUCAUCAAGGGCAUGGGCUAUCUACAUGCCAAGGGCAUUGUGCACAAAGAUCUCAAAUCCAAGAACGUCUUCUAUGACAAUGGCAAAGUGGUCAUCACAGACUUCGGGCUGUUUGGCAUCUCGGGUGUGGUCCGAGAGGGCCGGCGUGAGAACCAGCUGAAGCUGUCCCAUGACUGGCUCUGCUACCUGGCCCCGGAGAUCGUCCGCGAGAUGACCCCCGGGAAGGACGAAGACCAGCUGCCGUUCUCCAAAGCUGCUGACAUCUAUGCGUUUGGGACUGUUUGGUAUGAACUGCAAGCAAGAGACUGGCCCUUUAAGAACCAAGCUGCAGAGGCCUUGAUCUGGCAGAUUGGAAGCGGAGAGGGUAUGAAGCGUGUCCUGGCCUCCAUCAGCCUGGGGAAGGAAGUCACUGAGAUCCUGUCUGCCUGCUGGGCUUUCGACCUGCAGGAGAGGCCCAGCUUCACCCUGCUGAUGGACAUGCUGGAGAAGCUGCCCAAAUUGAACCGGCGGCUCUCCCACCCUGGCCACUUCUGGAAGUCUGCUGAGUAA
Odobenus rosmarus divergens (Pacific walrus) is the source of this 2631-nucleotide messenger RNA. RefSeq names its product kinase suppressor of ras 1 (gene KSR1). The transcript is spliced from 19 exons. The coding region runs from base 1 to 2631 and encodes 876 amino acids. Gene Ontology annotation, biological process: protein phosphorylation. The record is from RefSeq and is a predicted model, not a curated record. Gene Ontology annotation, molecular function: ATP binding; protein kinase activity. NCBI's taxonomy places the organism in Eukaryota, Metazoa, Chordata, Mammalia, Carnivora, Odobenidae.